Plenodomus lingam JN3 is the source of this 993-nucleotide messenger RNA. Lineage: Eukaryota; Fungi; Ascomycota; Dothideomycetes; Pleosporales; Leptosphaeriaceae. The record is from RefSeq and is a predicted model, not a curated record.
AUGGCGACUUCACCACCAACCGGCGUAUUCGUCCCAGUCCCUACCUUCUUCAAACCUCACUCUUCCUCCCCGUCAUCCCUGCAACCGGCCGUCGAUGUAGAAACACAGAUUGCACACUCCAUCUUCCUUGCAAAGAAUGGCGUGCGUGGCCUUGUGCUCCUUGGCUCCACGGGCGAAGCAAUCCACAUGUCGCGACAAGAGCGCAUCGACCUCGUCUCCGGUGUGCGCAAGGGCUUGACGGAUGCCGGGUUCCCCAACUACCCGAUCAUGGCGGGGACGCUGGUGAACAGUGUAGAUGAGACAUUGGAGUGGCUGGAGGAUUUCAAGAAGGCGGGGGCGCAGUGGGGAUUGGUGCUUGCGCCGGGGUAUUUUGGGGCGGCGGCGGGAGUGGAAGGGGUGGUGGAGUGGUAUCGGUUAGUGGCGGAUAAGAGUCCAUUGCCUGUUUUGAUAUACAACUAUCCAGGCGUGUCAAACGGACUGACCAUCACACCCCCUACCUACCGUACGCUAGCCCAACACCCCAACAUUGUGGGCUGCAAGAUGUCUCACGCCAUUGUUUCCUACCACAACCAAGUCUCGCUGGAUCCUAAGAUUGACCAUGCCAAGUUCAAAGUCUACUCUGGCCUUGGCCAACAACUCGGUCCCAUCGUCUUCUUCGACGCUGCAGGUGUGAUCGACGGUCUCGCAGCUAUAUACCCCAAGACAGUGUGCACAUUGAUGAAGUUGGCGGAGGCGCGGCCCAUCACCGACGAGAACUUGAAGAAAAUCAAGGAGUUGCAGUACACGGUGAGUUGUGCAGAGGAGUACAUUGGCAAGUACGGCAUUGUGGGGAUCAAGGAGGCAGUCAAGCGCGUGACGGGAUAUGGAACAAUGGAGGGAGGCAGGUUACCGCUCAAGGGCAAGUUGCCAGACGGUGAGUGGGAGAAGUGGAGCGAGACUUGGGAGAGGAUACAAAAGAUGGAGGAUUCUUUGAGCGAGAAGGAUUUCAAGUAG